GCUUCAUUCAUCAUCAUAAGCGCGCUGUGACAAAGACAUUCUUGGAAAGCAUUUUUUCAGGUUCGGAAAGUCGGAAAGUAAUUGAGAGAGAGAGAGGGAGAGAGAGAGAGAGAGACUGAGAGAGAGAUGAGUAGUAAUUUAAGUUUUAACAUGUUACCGGAAGAUUGUGUUUCGAGCAUUAUAUCUUUCACCUCUCCGACAGAUGCAUGCAAGCCGGUCUCUUCUUUCUUUAGAUUAGCUGCCGGAUCUGAUCUCGUAUGGAAAAGAUUUUUACCGUCUGAUUAUCUAAGCAUUGUUGAGGAUUCAGUCGUUCCCUUGCACUUCUCCUCCCUAAAAGAGUUGUUUUUCAGGCUUUGUGAGACGACAAUUAUAGACGGUGGUCGAAAAAGUUUUUCUCUGGACAAACUAUCUGGCAGCAAGUCUUACAUAAUCUCGGCACGAGAACUAUCCAUUUUCGGCAGCAAUGAUCCAACGCUUUGGAGUUGGAAAUCGAACCCUAAUUCAAGGUUUGCGGAGGUGGCUGAGCUUAAAACAAUAUCUGAUCUAAAAAUAUAUGGUAGGAUAAACACUGAAAUGUUAUCUCAGAAUACCAAAUAUGGUGCCUACAUUAUUAUAAAAAUACCUAGUGGUGCAUAUGGUCUUGAUGCAAUACCAUCAGAGCUAUCUAUCAAAGUGGGUGAUGAUCAUAAAGUUGCACGCACCGCAUAUCUUAGGCACAACAUUGAUGGCAAGAAAGUACAAAUGCUGCAUCUACUGUAUGGGAACCGCCUAGAAAUGCUGAAAAAGAGGGUGGUUCAAGGUGAAGAAUGUUCUGUCCAGGAGCGGAAAGAUGGAUGGUUGGAAAUCGAAUUGGGAGAAUUUUACAGUGGUGAUCACGGAAAUGAGGAAGUGAAGAUGAGUUUGGUGGAGGUGAAGGGUCGUCAACUCAAAGGAGGACUUAUUGUUGAAGGCAUUGAAGUGAGACCUAAACAUUAGCAGAGCCAUGAUGUCAUAGUUAUUCCCGUCCCUUUUUAAUUGUCACCAAAUUUGUGCCGAUUAAAUUGACCAAGUCUGAAAUUUAUUAAUA
Molecule: messenger RNA, 1066 nt
Organism: Daucus carota subsp. sativus
Lineage: Eukaryota; Viridiplantae; Streptophyta; Magnoliopsida; Apiales; Apiaceae
Product: F-box protein PP2-B15
Exons: 3
Coding region: 127-975 (282 amino acids)
Molecular function (GO): protein binding
Source: RefSeq, a predicted model, not a curated record